AUGGGUUUCUCAAGGUUGGAUUUGACUUUAGACUCGCGUGAGGAGAUAAGAUGUAAAGUAAAAUUUCAACAUGUAAUAAAGAAAACUCUUCCAAAAAUUCACUUUUCCAAGGACGAGGCGGAGGCUCUGUUGAUCGUUUACUACAAACUGACCAAGAGAAGACCCAUGGACCGCAAAUACUUCAGGGACGUCAUGUUCAAGUUGUUUGACUAUUCCAACGACGUGUUGAUAGAGAGGAUAUACUCCGUCUUUGGAGAUGCUGCGAAUAAAACGGAGCUAACGAUGGAGUCUUGGGUGCUCGGGCUGUCCGUCAUCUGCCGCGGCACUCUCGAGGAGAAGAUCAAAUACUGCUUCACCGUCUACGACAUGAUGGGCGACGGAAUGCUGAGGAAAGACUUCAUGCUGAUCGCGCUCAAGAAUAACUUUCGUGACGACGAGAGCAAAGAACUCUUGUUGGACUUGAUAGAAACUCUCGUGAAGAAAAUGGACGUCGACAUGGAUGGAGUAAUCAGUUACGAAGACUACAGAAAUUCCGUGUUGAAGAACAACUUCCUGCUGGAGCCGUUUGGCUACUGUGUGCCUUCUAGAGCCGCGAUAUACACAUUCCUGACCACCAUGACUAGUCUGGUGACGACCAUGCAUUCAAACAAGACCAGUCGCAGCAACCUCGAACUGGUACCCUCUAAAACCAAGUUUACUAAAAUGUAA
This is a messenger RNA of Macrosteles quadrilineatus (aster leafhopper), 708 nucleotides long. RefSeq names its product calaxin-like. The coding region runs from base 1 to 708 and encodes 235 amino acids. The record is from RefSeq and is a predicted model, not a curated record. The transcript has a single exon. NCBI's taxonomy places the organism in Eukaryota, Metazoa, Arthropoda, Insecta, Hemiptera, Cicadellidae. Gene Ontology annotation, molecular function: calcium ion binding.